UGGUUUGUUGCUGCUGUGCUGCAGCCUGCAAUUUUGUUUGUCCACGCUUGCUAAGAUUGCUGUUGCGUCAAGGUCUCCAUGCAGGAUGGAAGGAAUAGGAAGACGCAACCCAUGUUUUCUAGGAUUUCUGCUUGGGUUCUGCUGGACCGCUUUUCCUCGCAGCAGUGCAUGUCCUAAGCACUGCGCCUGCUAUGUACCCACCGAAGUACAUUGCACAUUCCGGUAUUUCACCACCAUCCCAGCACAAAUCUCCCCAAAUGUGGAGCGCAUCAACUUAGGUUACAACAGUUUGGUUAAACUGACUGAAACAGAUUUUUCUGGCCUGGAGAAGCUGGAGUUGUUGAUGUUGCACAGUAAUCAGAUACAUACAGUUCAAGACAGGACAUUCUCUGAUUUGCGCCUGUUGCAGGUCUUGAAGAUGAGCUACAACAAAGUCAAAGUUAUUCAAGCAGACAUGUUUCAAGGUCUCGUGAGUUUGGUACGGUUGCACAUGGAUCAUAACCAAAUUGAAUUUGUAAACCCCAAAGCUUUCUAUGGCCUUACAUCACUGAAGCUAGUCCACUUGGAAGGAAAUUUGCUCAAGCAGCUUCACUCGGAUACUUUCAUCACCUUGUGCUACCUCCAGAUGUUCAAAACAUCCUCCAUAAAGCAUAUCUACUUAUCUGACAACUUGCUUUCUUCUCUGCCUCGAGACAUUUUCGUAUAUAUGUCUGAGUUAGAAAGCCUCUACCUUCAGGGGAACCCUUGGGCUUGUGACUGCGAAAUGAAAUGGUUUGGUGAGUGGGCGGAACGGCAGCCAGAUGUUGUCAAGUGCAAAAAAGACAGAGGUGUUUCUGGUGUUCUGCAAUGUCCAUUGUGUGCCAACCCUGGAAUUUUUAAAGGCAAGCAGUUAAGUGGCAUGCAACCCUCAGAUUUUAAUUGUGUAAAGCCAACUAUAGACCCAGCCUUGAAAUUGAAGAACAUCACUGCUCCUGAUGAUGGUGGCUUUACAUCAGUUUCUCCAAGAGAUUUUAUGGCUCCCAUAGGAUCCAUGGUAUUCAACAUGACGGACCAAGCUGGAACUCGAGCAAACCUGAUCUGCAAUGUGCAAAAGCCUGCAAAUAUGUCUCCAGUUACACUAAAAAAAAUUGACAACACCAGAGUACUUGAAGUAUCCUUGUCAACAUUCCUUGUGUGUAGCAUCGACCACGAGUAUAUUCAGCAGUUGUGGAGCAUCCUGGCCCUUUACAGCGACUCUCCAUUAAAACUGGAAAGGGAACUGUUAUUGACAGAAGUGCCUUACAUCAGUUAUAAGUACAAGCAAACAGAUUCCAAAAAUGAUGAGCUAUUCACUGGUGUAGAAGCUGAACUGAGAGCUGAGCCUUACUGGUUGAUGCAGGGACAAGUUUCAUUGCAGCUGGACAGGACAUCAACCACUCUCAACACUCUGCACAUCCAGUAUUUCACGAAUGCUCAAAUUGCCCUCCCGGUCAAUCUCCCAAAAUCAGAACGGCAAAACUGGGCCAUGAUCUUACGAGAAAACACCACAAUAACAGAAUACACUGUUUUAGUAGGGGGGUCUGUGGAACUGGACUGCCAAGCGCUAGGAGACCCUAUCCCUGUAACUGAGUGGGUAUUAGCAGAUGGGAGCAAGAUUAGAGCUCCAUAUAUUAGUGAAGAUAGGAGAAUCACGAUAAAAAAAUCUGGAAAACUCAUGUUGCAUGCAGCAGAUAAUUUUGACAGUGGAGUUUAUCACUGUAUAGGAACCAAUUAUGUUGAUGCUGAUGUCCUGACUGUUAGGAUUACUGUGUUAGAUCCUUAUAUAGAACACAGCCAUUUAAACGGCCCUCAGCUUUCCAUAUUUUUAGGUGACACACUUCACCUUCCCUGCCUGUCUACAGGUGCCCCAGAUGCCCCUGUUACAUGGAUCUUACCUGAGCACACGGUUCUUCACUAUUCUUCAAAAAACAAGCUUCUUUUUCACAACGGCACAUUAAAAAUACAACGAACAACAGACCGGGAUGAUGGUUACUUCAUGUGUGUCGCUGCUAAUAAGUAUGGCAUUGAUAUUUUGGUUUACCAAGUACUAGUUGAAAGGAACUUGAACAGGUCACAAAAACUCGAUAUUCAGCUAGAGGAUGAAGCAGCAGAAGGAUCUGGCAAUGAGGAGUACAAAGUUACCACCAAACCUCAAAAUCCUUCACCUGCCAGGCAAACCCAAGUAACCAGCAAGGAACUCACUAAAGAUUCAUAUAUAAAUCAGCCCACACAGAACAAAGCCAGUGCCAAUCGCAAAGAGAUUUACAGGCGCAACAAGGACAAGAUGAACAAACGGUUUAGAGGGCGCCUGAGGCAAUUUGAUCCUUCCACUAGGAGAAUUGAUCCAUUGCGCUGGGCAGCAUUUUUGGAAAAAACGAAGAAAAAGGCCACUUUUCCAAGAAAGCAAGAAAAUGCCACAGCAAAACCAACAGUAAAGGUUCUGUUGUCCUCAAAGACUUCUGAAAAUCUGGAAGAGACAUCUGGAGAUGAUAUAUUUCCAGAGGAGGGAUUUAUUCUGCUAGCGACUAAAAGACCUGCGAUGUCCACUCUAAGAGAAGCCUCUGGAAAUGUAGUGACAGCAGAAUUUGGAAGCAUGUCAAAUGAUUUCCGUUCUUUGGCAACAUCCAGCACAGUUACAGAAACCACAGCUCCGGUAACCAGCUCAGUGGUUAUGCAUUACAAGACACCCAAGAAUCAGAAGUUACUUGCAGAACUUAAACUUGAAGAAACUUCUCUCAAAGCAUCUCAAACACUAUCUACCAACAUGCAGCCAUCAACAAUACCAUCUUAUAGUCCACCAAGUACUUCUACAGAAGCUUUAAGUACUUUUCAGAGCUCAAUAUCAUCUGGGAGAAAUAAUUUGCCUCUAAAAGCCACACCAACAAUUACACCAGCAAUGAACAUUGCCAAGAGUACCCUGUCUGCAACUACCCACAAAAAUACUGAAAAACCUGAUUUAUUUACAGAGGCAACUGAGAAAGUAUCCAAGAAAUCAAAUCAUCAGGUGUCUCUAGUGACAGCCAAUGUUCCUGAUGAUGAUGUAUUUAGGCAUAUGUAUGCAUACAGUACACAAAAAAUAGUGCCUUGGUUACCUUCAAGCUCAACCAUUGUCACUCACCAGCAGAUUAAGGUGGUUGGGGGUGCUACAACUCACAACCCACCAAUCCCCCCCAGGCAGUAUAGCAGACGAAGAAAAAUCUCUAGUAGAAGACGAAUAAUUAGACCUGGCCGUAUUUCCAACAUUUCAGGUCGUAGAUUUGCUUUCGGUAAAUCACGCUUUGCUCAGGCAAGUACAAUUCUACCUCCUCCUGUAGAAGUGAGCACACCUGCCUUAUCUCCUCCCAACAAAUCUCUUGAACAGACUGUCUCUCAAGCCCCUGUUUCCACUUCAUUUAAAACUCAUCACCCAGAAGCAACCACUGUAAAUCAGUUUUGGGCAUUCUCAAGAAACAAACUGGUUGCAGCUGAAGAGCAUACAACUUCAACAACAAUCCCCUUCUAUCCUGAAAGCACGCAAGUUGCAUCGCACAGAGAAGUAAAAUCUGGUGCAGCAUUACAAGGAAUCACUGACGCAAACCCAUCAUUUAGUGUCAGACUCCCAACGGCAACUAUUCAUAGCCCCAGGACUGGCAUGGAAACCACAUCUGCCAUGUCACCUUUGUUUUUGAAAUCUACCCUUUCCGCUCUUGGAACUAAGGCCUCUUCCGUUGUUUCAAGAGGGGAAAUUCCUUUGCAUAAUUUCUUUGGAAGCAAUGAUGCACAAAAGCAGCUACUGGAGAAGGAACCCAAGAUGCAAACAAGCAGAGAACCCUCACCUAGAGUAUCUGUCUUGCCUCUCCAGGCUACAGUUCUAGUACCAGCAUACACAAUAUCACCCACAUACAAAAGUGCUGUUUCAAAGACUGAGAACCAAACUGAUGAUCACCUAAUUCAACCCACCAGUGACAACAUGAUGCUAUCUUCAGCCUUUGCCUUCAAUCUUACAACUGUUCUAGGAAAAGAAACAGAUGCCACCAGUGUCCUACCAAUUCUCAUUCCAACUACUACUGUCCAUGUUAAAACUAAUGUUGUCAGAUUCAAAGCAUUAAGACCAGGCAGAAGGAGGGGUCAGAGGAGGAGAAAGCCUCUGAAAAAUCCCAUGUCUUCAUACAGAAACAUCAUUCUCAGCCAAGGUUCUGCUACAGUGUCCAAAAAACCCACGGCUUCUCCUGCUUUAACAACAGCUGAAAGCACAAGGGAAGCUGCCAGCCCCCUAACAGAUGAACUGUUUUCGAAAUCCACUAGUAUGGAUGCAAAUAGAACUACACCACGGACGCCCAGUCUUGACACAACUGACACAAUUGCAGAGAAUAAAACCACACCAGCCACUAAGGUAUUAAUAAGGAAUACCCCUACGGAAAAUACGGUCACUACUGAGCUAGCAGUGGAUAAUUUGUCUUCUGAAAAACCUGCAACUGUGAUCCCGCUCACUGUAUCGUUCUUGGGCACAGCCAGCACAAUCACAGUGAUACCAGGCACAUCCUUGGUAACACGGGCACCAGAGUCCAGCAGACUAACUCAGGCUACUACAGUGGGGAAUACUGAUAAAGAAUCAAAUCAGACUGUGGGAUGGGAAACUACCAAAAAAAGUCAAACAACAGAAGCAGCUUUUUCUCUUAAAAUUGAGAUAAGUACCCAAACUCCUACUAAUGCAAGAUACCCCAGCACACAGUCUCCUAGCCCAUUAGCACCCCAAACAACACUCAUGCCAGCUAUCACACAAACCACUGCAUCUCUCAGGCAGGGGGAAUUGUCUUGGCAGGAGGCUGCAGAAAGUGGCAAAACUUUCACGGUCAGCACAUUGGGCAGAUUUAAGUCUCCACAGAGCUCCACUCAAUAUACUCCUUUGUGGAGGAAGAAUAAGAACAAUCAUGUGAAGAAUUGGGCUGAGAAGACCAUAGACCAGGAAGUCACUACCACCAAUCAGAUAACCUUAGAUUUGUUCCACCAACACAGGGAGGCAAGACCCAGGAUAAUUGGAGGAAAACUGGCAGCAUUUACUGUCUUGGCUAAUUCAGAUGCUUUCAUCCCUUGUGAAGCCAGUGGGAACCCUCGGCCAAUAAUACACUGGACCAAGGUAUCAUCAGGGGUUGAUGCAUCAAAACACAAGCGUGAUAACAGUUUUGAGGUUCUUCCCAACGGGACUCUCUCCAUCCAGAACGUCAACAUCCAGGACCGCGGACAGUACCUCUGUGUGGCUGCCAAUCAGCAUGGCUCCGACAGGCUUCUUAUUACAUUGUCCGUGGUGACAUAUCCACCUCGAAUCCUGGAGGGAAGGUCCAAAAUUAUUACUGUUCACUCUGACAAGCCAGUAGCCCUGAAAUGCACAGCCGAAGGCCGUCCCAUUCCUACCAUAUCAUGGAUCCUCGCAAACAAAACUUACAUCUCAGAAUCUUCUAUGGGAAAUGGGGCUGUUUCUGUGCAAGCAGACGGCACGCUGGUGAUAAAGAAAGUCAGUGUUUACGAUAGAGGGAUUUACACAUGCACAGCAAGCAAUGCAGCUGGUUCAGAUACAAUGACGGUGAGGCUGCAAGUUAUUGCUGCACCACCCAUUAUACUGGAAGAGAAGAAGCAACGUGUGUUGGAGAAUAUUGGGGGAAGCUUGAAGCUGCCCUGCACUGCCAAAGGAAACCCACAGCCCUACGUUCACUGGGUUCUCUUCGAUGGAACAGAGGUGAAGCCUUUGCAGUAUAUAAAUGGCAAGUUUUUCCUUUUCCCUAAUGGAACCCUUUACAUCAGGAAUAUCAGUCCUUCUGACAGUGGGAAUUAUGAAUGCAUAGCCACCAGCUCCACUGGCUCCGAGAGGAGAGUGGUCAUCAUCCAGGUAGAACAUAGCGAUACAGUCCCCAGAAUCGCAGUUUCAUCUCAAAGACUGACUCAGCUGAAUUUUGGGGACAGGUUGCUUCUGAACUGCUCAGCUACAGGAGAGCCAAGACCCAGGAUAAUAUGGAGAUUACCUUCAAAAUCUGUUGUUGAUCAGUGGCACAGAAUGGGGAGUCGAAUCCAUGUGCAUCCCAAUGGAUCAUUGACUGUUGAAAGAGUCACAGAAAAGGAUGCUGGUGACUAUAUAUGUGUGGCUAGGAAUAAAAUGGGAGACGACUUGAUCCUAAUGAAAGUCAGUGUGACAAUGAAGCCUGCAAAAAUCGAUCAAAAGCAGUAUUUUAAGAAACUGGUGCCUUAUGGGAAAGACUUCAAAGUGGACUGCAAAGCUUCUGGGUCCCCUGAACCAGAGAUAUCUUGGAGUUUGCCAGACGGCACAAUGAUCAACAAUGUGAUGCAAGCAGAUGACAGUGGGCACAGGUCUCGUAGGUACACUCUGUUUGACAAUGGGACACUAUAUUUUAACAAGGUGGGAAUAGCUGAAGAGGGUGACUACACAUGUUACGCUCAAAACACACUUGGGAAAGAUGAAAUGAAAGUGCACAUAACAGUGCUAGCAGCGGCACCACGGAUCAAGCCGAAUUCCAAGACCUAUGCAAAAGUCAUAGCAGGAGACACUGCACUUUUCAACUGUGAAACCACUGGUCAACCUAAGCCAAACAUUUUCUGGUUGUUGCCUUCCAACGACAUGAUUUCUGCUUCCAAUCACAGGUAUUUUCUUCAUGUUAAUGGAUCCUUGUCCGUCACAAAGGUGAGGCUCAUAGAUGCUGGAGAAUACAUAUGUGUUGCUCGCAACUCUGGUGGAGAUGAUACAAGGCUUUAUAAACUUGAAGUAAUCUCUAAACCGCCUCUCAUCAAUGGGUUGUAUACAAACAAGACUGUCAUUAAAACAACAGCCAUAAAACACUCAAAGAAACAAAUAGACUGCAGAGCUGAAGGAACGCCCAUAACCCAAAUCAUGUGGAUUAUGCCUGACAAUAUUUUCCUAACAGCCCCAUACUAUGGGAGUAGAAUAACAGUACACAAAAAUGGGACUCUUGAAAUUCGUAAUGUAAGGUCUUCAGACACAGCAGAGUUUAUCUGUGUGGCACGUAACGAUGGCGGAGAAAGCAUAUUGGUGGUCCAGCUGGAAGUGUUAGAAAUGCUAAGGAGACCAAUGUUCAGAAAUCCAUUUAAUGAGAAAAUAAUAGCAAAGGCUGGGAAAACUGCCUUUUUGAACUGCUCUGUAGAUGGAAACCCGCCUCCCGAGAUAAUCUGGAUGUUACCCAACGGCACAAGGAUUUCCAAUGGUUUUAGAACACUCCAUUACUUCUUGGGGGACAAUGGCACCCUUGUCAUCUACAGUCCUUCUAAAGCAGAUGCAGGAAAGUACCGGUGUGCAGCUAAAAAUAAAGUUGGCUACAUUGAAAAGUUGAUCAUAUUAGAAGUUGGCCAGAAACCUACCAUCCUUAUCCACCCAAGAGGAACAGUAAAAAGCAUAAGUGGGGAACCGUUAUCCCUUCACUGUCUUGCUGGCGGAAACCCCAAGCCAAACAUAAUAUGGACAGUCCCCAAUGGACACGUCCUAGACUGGCCUCAGAUUAAUGGGAGAUAUACGUUACUGGAAAAUGGCACCCUCAUUAUCAGAGAAACCACCAUCCAUGACAGAGGAAGUUACGCAUGCAAAGCUCAGAACUACGCUGGCGAUUCAACGGUAGUUGUUUUUGUAAUGAUUGUGGCACACCCGCCACGGAUUACAAACAGACCACCAAGGAAUAUCCGCACAGUGGCUGGGGUACCAGUUCAGCUUCACUGCAUGGCACUGGGAAUACCAAAUCCAGAAAUUACAUGGGAGCUGCCUGACCACUCGUUACUUUCCACAGGCAGCAAAGGCCGGCCAUCUGGAAGCGAACUUCUCCAUCCACAAGGAACAUUAGUAAUUCAGAAUCCAAAGCUGUCAGAUGCUGGCAUAUAUAAGUGCAUGGCUAAGAACCAGCUUGGCAGCGAUUCCACAGUAACAUACGUUCAAGUUAUCUGAGACGAGAAAUGCAGCCUGAGCAAUUGAUAACAAAAGCUAAUCAGGACCCUAAGUUUGGCUUUCAAAGAUGUUUAAUCAAAAGCAGUCAGAUUCGUUAAAAUUGCCGUUCUCAGUUUACAGUUGACACAGUAACAGACAGAAAGAUUUGGAGAAAAAUUGUAUCAUGUUCCGAUAUGCAUAUUUUAAGAGGUAUUUUUAAAAUGACUUUGAAAACUUAUGGC
This is a messenger RNA of Lacerta agilis (Sand lizard), 8175 nucleotides long. It is a transcript of the gene IGSF10, whose product is annotated as immunoglobulin superfamily member 10. Bases 86 to 7954 code for a protein of 2622 amino acids. The record is from RefSeq and is a predicted model, not a curated record. NCBI's taxonomy places the organism in Eukaryota, Metazoa, Chordata, Lepidosauria, Squamata, Lacertidae. The transcript has 7 exons. Gene Ontology annotation, molecular function: protein binding.